Molecule: messenger RNA, 522 nt
Organism: Glycine soja
Lineage: Eukaryota; Viridiplantae; Streptophyta; Magnoliopsida; Fabales; Fabaceae
Product: RING-H2 finger protein ATL70-like
Exons: 1
Coding region: 1-522 (173 amino acids)
Source: RefSeq, a predicted model, not a curated record
AUGAACAACACUUCCAAUUCUGAUCAUGGCAUGAACAACCCUUCUGAGGAGCAUAAUGGAUCAUACGCAUAUUACUCGGUAGGGUUAUCUCUAGGGAUUCUCCUAAUGAUCGCUCUCAUAAGUCUCAUUUCCUUUUACUGUAGCCAUAGAAGCUUGCAAAACAGCCAAGUAAGUGUCACUGCCAACACCAGCAUGGAGCUUGAUUCUGCCUUAACUAUCCAAGUUCAUCAGCAAAACUCUUUUGUGAACAAUUAUCCAGUGUUGUUGUUCUCCGAAGCCAAGCAUCAUAGGCCUGAUUCAGAAACAAUGACAUCAUCAUGUUGCUCAAUAUGCUUGGCAGAUUACAAGGACACGGACUGUGUGAAGCUUCUUUCUAAUUGUGGUCACUUGUUUCAUAGAGAAUGCAUUGAUAGGUGGUUGCAGGUGAACCUCUCAUGCCCCAUGUGUCGAAAUUCGCCAUUGCCAUCUCCUCUUUCAACUCCUCUUGCUGAAGCUACUCCUUUGGUAACAAGACGUGAUUAA